CCGCCGCCCGCGCAGCGUCACCUCUUCAGCGACGCGGCCGAGGUGGGCGCCGUGCGGAGCGCCCUGCUCGCCUGGUACGACUCGUGCAAGCGCGAGCUGCCCUGGAGGGCGCUGGCUGCGAAUGAGCCCGAUGUUGACAGACGGGCGUACGCAGUGUGGGUGUCCGAGGUCAUGCUCCAGCAGACGCAGGUCGCUACCGUGAUCGACUACUACAACCGCUGGAUGCAGAAGUGGCCGACGCUGCAGGCUCUGGCAGCCGCUUCGCUGGAGGAGGUGAAUGAGCUGUGGGCUGGACUCGGCUACUACUCGCGAGGGAAGCGGCUGCAGGAGGCAGCGAGGAAGGUGGUGUCCGAGCUGGCUGGCAGGAUGCCCCGGACGGCUGAGGAGCUGCAGAAGCUGCUGCCGGGAGUGGGCAGAUACACGGCGGGAGCCAUCGCGUCCAUCUCGUACGGGCAGGCUACCGGGGUUGUGGACGGGAACGUGAUCCGUGUCCUGUGCCGCCUGCGGGGCAUCGGUGCCGAUUCCAGCAGCCCGGCGGUCCUCGACCGGCUCUGGGACAUGGCCAAUGUCCUGGUGGACAGGAGCCGCCCCGGCGACUUUAACCAAGCCCUGAUGGAGCUGGGGGCUACUGUGUGCGUGCCCAAGGCCCCGCUGUGCGCGGAGUGCCCCGUGAAGCAGCACUGCCACGCAAGACGCAGGGUGGAGAAGGAGCUGGGCUUGGCCUCCCAGCGGCUGCUCGGGACCUGCCCCGCGGUGCCCGAUGUGGAGGACUGCGGCGCUGGGGGCUGUCCCUUGUGUCCCCCAGCCACGGAGCCGUGGGACAGCAGCCUGGGGGUGACCAACUUCCCACGGAAAGCGGCGAAGAAGCAGCCGCGGGCGGCGCGGGCGGCCACGUGCGUGCUGGAGCGCGGGGGCCGCCGCGGGGCCCCCCGCUACCUCAUCGUGCAGAGGCCCAGCUCAGGGCUCCUGGCCGGGCUCUGGGAGUUCCCCAGCCUCCCGCUGGCUCCGGGGCUGCAGGAGGAGAAGCAGAGGGAGAUGCUGGCGGGGCACCUGCAGGCCUGGGGCGGGUGGCCUGUGGCAGCCGGAGGCCUGCGGUACGUCGGAGAGGUCAUCCACAUCUUCUCCCACAUCCACCAGACGUAUGUGGUCUAUUCCCUGCCUGUGGAUGAGGAUGUGACCCUCGACGCUGUGUUGCCCCCAUCGCGCUGGGUGACGGAGGAGGAGUUCCACGCCUCGGCUGUGUCCACAGCCAUGAAGAAGGUGCUGAAGGCUUACAGGAAGCAGCAAGGGGAGCAGAAUGGUCCAGGCAAGGGCUCCAAGAGGAAGCGGGGGGCAAAGCCGGGGGGCGCAGCUGGCACGCAGCUCUCCCUCCGGGCCUUCCUGCGGCCCCCGAGCCCCCAGUGA
Nothoprocta perdicaria is the source of this 1404-nucleotide messenger RNA. It is a transcript of the gene MUTYH, whose product is annotated as mutY DNA glycosylase. Gene Ontology annotation, biological process: mismatch repair; base-excision repair. The record is from RefSeq and is a predicted model, not a curated record. The annotation marks the transcript as partial. Gene Ontology annotation, molecular function: purine-specific mismatch base pair DNA N-glycosylase activity; adenine/guanine mispair binding; 8-oxo-7,8-dihydroguanine DNA N-glycosylase activity. Lineage: Eukaryota; Metazoa; Chordata; Aves; Tinamiformes; Tinamidae. Gene Ontology annotation, cellular component: nucleus. The transcript has 14 exons.